UCACGCACACUUUCCCCACCCACUCACUUGCUGAAUUGGUGGUGUGAUCUAUUUAGGGCUGUCCCGAUACAGUGUACAGUUUUCUCCCAGAACAGUCAAACCUGUAAGGCGCUGGUAUGCUAGGACUCUUGCCCACUCAAAGGGUAGAGAAAACAGAGAGAGAACUGAGAGUCUGAGAACCUGACGACCUACAUGCCUUCAUGGGGAACACCAGUAUUACGGAAGGGAAGACUGCCCUGUCUGUGGGCGGCUCUUCAAUAGCCAGGGGCAAGACUUCCAUCACAAUGGGCAAGUCCUCAAUCACCCGUGGGGUCACCACUACCUCUAUGGGCGACUCUACCAUAACCAGAGGCAAGACCACCAUCUCCCUGGGCAGAGCCAGCUUCAGCCGAGGCAAAACUACAACCUCCAUCCGCAAGGCCCUCAUGCCCAAGCGCCGGACCAAGUAGAUGGAAAAGGGAUCCACAAACGCUGAAACAAAGACCAAGACUUCAAAAGCAAGAAAGAGCACUGAGAAGGACGAGACAACCAAUAUACAGCAAGAGGAAGACUCAAAAGCCAAGGCUUUUCUUUUACUGAGAAAGACCUGCUUUUCAAAAGGGAAAAUCAAACUCAUGAAAAGCAAGAAGGCCAUCUCAUGGGGGAAGACGGUUCUUUCGAGGAGCAAGACCAAACUGAGGAAGGGAGAGACUGCGUUUGUGGUGGGUACAACUACAAUCACUCACGGGGAGACUACUAGUUCUUUGAGCAAGGCCACUUUAAGUCAAGGGGAGAAGUCUGUCACUGUUGUUAAGACUUCCCUUAAAAGAGGCAAAGAGACUCAAUGGAAUCUCUACUGGGAUUUUCAUCUGUGAUUUAAAGACACAAAUGCAACUGCAAACAGUAUAUGUACAGUAUACAUGUAUGUGUUUCCACAAAGAAUAACUUAGAAUAACAAAGAAUAACUGUAGCAGAGCGUUUAAGCAGGUUGGAUGUCUUGUAAGGUGCAAGUGUUUGCCAGCUUGCUCUAGAAUCGCACACAAAUGCAUUCUAGAUGCAAAAUGAAGUGUAAGUGUAUCUUAAAUUGGCUUGGAACUGAGCAUGAUGUGUUUGUCACUGAAAGAGAAUACAGAUGAUUUUAAAUUAAAGAUUUGUCUGAGAACAUGUUCAGAGAUCAGACACCAAUCUGGUUUUCAUGAAGAGAACAUGCAUGCAUGUGUGAGGGUGUGCACUGCCACAAUUAGAAUGGCUGCUAUUGUCCACAUGCAGAAGAGGGUCUUAGUUUAAUAAUGAUCCAGAAUCCAGAUCUGAGAUUCUGUUUUGCAAGUGGAAUUGUAUCAUUUAAAUGGACUAACCAAGUCAUAGUAAAAAACGUUAACUUCAACCAUAGCCUUACAAUAAAAAUGUGCAUUGUUCAUUCUUUGACUUGUUAAUCUUACAUUAAAUGUAGCAUGAAUCAACCAGUAUAACAAUGAAUUAAAUCAGAAUUGUCAAUAAAUAGACCUUUGAGAUGGUCA
Messenger RNA from Carassius carassius (crucian carp), 1496 nucleotides. RefSeq names its product zwilling (gene zwi). Lineage: Eukaryota; Metazoa; Chordata; Actinopteri; Cypriniformes; Cyprinidae. The transcript has a single exon. Bases 201 to 449 code for a protein of 82 amino acids. The record is from RefSeq and is a predicted model, not a curated record.